AUGAAGUGUAUCGCAAUUUUCAAUAUUCAAACUAUUGGAAGUCUAUUUAAAAAAUCUCAAAUCCUCUCUAAGAAAAUCCCUUUCAAAUAUUUUUGUAAUAAUGACUUGAUAUCUAUUAGGAAAUUUUCAAUUAUUAAUAAAUACCCUAAAUACUUUACUACAACCUCUAUUGCAGAUUUUAAUAACAAAGCUGAUCAACUUUUACAUAUAAUAAGCGAGAAAAUUAUAAAUACACAAGAUCAGAAUCUUAUUGAUGAUAUAGAUUGUCAUAAUGAAUUCUUAAAUAUUACUUUUAGAUAUAAAGAUCGGCAAUCAUCUGGUACAAUUGUUAUUUCAAAACAAUCCGCUACUAAACAAAUAUGGUACUCGUCUCCUAUACGUCCACCAGAUUAUUUUGAGUUUGAAAGUAAUUGGAAGUCCAAAAGAUCAGGUUUAUCAUUAUUUGAAGCACUUGAAUCUGAUUUAUUUGAAGGCACAGGAUUAAAAUUUAAUUUUCUAGAAAAAUAA
Cryptosporidium muris RN66 is the source of this 507-nucleotide messenger RNA. RefSeq names its product frataxin-like domain-containing protein. NCBI's taxonomy places the organism in Eukaryota, Apicomplexa, Conoidasida, Eucoccidiorida, Cryptosporidiidae. Bases 1 to 507 code for a protein of 168 amino acids. Gene Ontology annotation, cellular component: mitochondrion. The transcript has a single exon. Gene Ontology annotation, biological process: intracellular iron ion homeostasis; iron incorporation into metallo-sulfur cluster. The record is from RefSeq and is a predicted model, not a curated record. Gene Ontology annotation, molecular function: 2 iron, 2 sulfur cluster binding; ferric iron binding; iron chaperone activity.